Molecule: messenger RNA, 1215 nt
Organism: Heterobilharzia americana
Lineage: Eukaryota; Metazoa; Platyhelminthes; Trematoda; Strigeidida; Schistosomatidae
Source: the annotation of a GenBank genome assembly
AUGUCUAAGGCUGAUAAUUCAUCGACUAUCGCAGCAACAACACCAUCAGCUCAGGGGAAUGAUAAGAACAAUAAUACUAAAGAUGGUAAACAAAAAGCUGACUCUGAACGAAGAACAUCAAAUGUCAGUAGUGGUAGAAUGGGUAAUAUAAGAAAUAAAUUUGAAUCUGGUGAAGUAAAUAAUGACAAGAAGAAAGGUAAAAAGAAAUCUGUUCCGAAAAUGAAAUAUGCUGGCGUUGAAUCAGCCAAAACGAAAUUUAUUGAAGAAGCUACAAAAGCCACUACGGGUAAUAUAGAUAAUGGACCUAGAAAGCCAAAAGAAUUUACACCACCACCAGAUGGUGUUGCUGUUGGCAUUUUAGAAAAUGAUAUGUUUGAACCUGUAGAUUUGAAAGAAAUCAGCGAGAAGACAAAAAAUCUAAGAGCUAAAUUCCGAAAUAUGGAAGCAACCGGUGGACAGAGUUUAGAUGAAGAGAAUCGUAAAAAGAGUUCAUUCAUUGAUGAAUCAAUGACAGUUGCACCAGAAGCUACAAGAAAUGCUAGAGCACGUUGGAAAGAUAUUGAAAGUGGUAAAACUGACAAAGAUGUUUCAUCAGAACGACCAAAAUUUGAUAUACAUGAUGGUUACGGAGGUGUAUAUGAGAAUGAACCUGAAAAAUUUGAAAAUAUCGCUAGGGCUGGUGAUAUGAAAAAUGAUCUACCCUCUGGUAUAAGUGCAAAAGAAAGAAGAGAAUUAUUCCUAAAGAAAGCGGCUGAUACUUCAGUUGUCAAAAGAGACAGUAUAAAACUUAUAGAUAUUAAUGCUGCAGAAAGUGGAAUAUACGAGAAUGAACCAACACGUCUAGACAAUGUAAUACGCUAUGAUGAUGAUCAAGCAGAUGAUUAUCCAAAUAAUUCUAAAACACCACGUAGUAAGACUAUUUUAUUAGUUGAAGAAAAUCAUACAAAUGGUAAUGAUGGAGCAGACAAACAAGCUCGAUAUGCUACACAAGCUAAGCAAGCUUUCUUAGAGCGUCAAAAACAAGCAGAAGAAGCCGCAAAAAAUAAAAGUAGACCAGAAAUUAUUGAUAUAUGGCGAGAACAAUGUCCACACAGUGGUGUAUUUGAAAAUGUACCCGCUGCGCAUACAGCUGACGUGGUUGUCACAGAUGAGUCUGAAGAAGAAGAAGAAGAGGACGACGACGACGACGAAGAUGAGGAAGAAGAAGAGGAGUGA